Molecule: messenger RNA, 1983 nt
Organism: Charadrius vociferus (killdeer)
Lineage: Eukaryota; Metazoa; Chordata; Aves; Charadriiformes; Charadriidae
Gene: ANKRD55
Product: ankyrin repeat domain 55
Exons: 11
Coding region: 1-1983 (660 amino acids)
Molecular function (GO): protein binding
Source: RefSeq, a predicted model, not a curated record
AUGGAUUUCAGUUCCUCAUCAGUAUUUGAUCAGCACAAAGGUGAUGCAGCAGAAGAGAUUGACUUGACUGUGGUUUACCAGGCAGCAGCUAAUGGUGAUGUGAACACAUUAACUGCAGUGAUUCGAGAAGACCCUUCCAUCCUGGAGUGCUGUGACAGCGAGGGUUGCACACCUUUGAUGCAUGCUGUGUCAGGACGCCAGGUUGAUACAGUGAAGCUUCUGUUGAAGAUGGGAGCCAAUAUUAAUACUCAAGAUGCUUGUGGACGUACCAGUUUAUCUCUGGCAACUUAUCUGGGCUGGCUGGAAGGCUGUGUCAGCCUGCUCAGAAACGGUGCUAAGCAGAACAUACCUGACAAAAACGGGAGGUUGCCACUACACGCUGCCACCGCAGAGCCUGACGUGAGGCUUCUGAACGUGCUUCUGCAGCAGUCGAAUCUUAGUGAAAUUAAUCAUCAGGACAAUGAGGGAAUGACUUCACUCCACUGGGCUGCUUUCCACAACAGGCCCCAGCACGCCCAGACUCUGCUGCACAAGGGAGCAGACCUGACUCUGGUGGACAAAGACUUCAAAACAGCUCUGCACUGGGCAGUACAGAGUGGCAAUAGGAUUCUGUGUUCCAUCAUUCUGGACCACUACCAGGGACCCGCAAUAAUAAACUACGAUGACGAGAAUGGCAAAACAUGUAUGCACAUUGCUGCUGCUGCAGGCUACAGUGAUAUUAUCAGUGAGCUGGCUAAGGUCCCGGAGUGCAACCUGCAGGCCCUCGAUGUGGAUGACAGGACACCUUUGCACUGGGCUGCAGCUGCAGGGAAAGCUGACUGUGUGCAGACACUGCUAGAGCUGGGGAUAGACAGCAGCCCUCGAGACAUCAAUGAAAACACUCCUCUGACAUAUGCAAUGUACUGUGGGCACACAGCGUGCAUCAAGCUGCUGUCUCAGGAGAGCAGUAGACCUGAGCCAGCUCAUCAGUUUCCCUCCCAGAACAAUGAUCUCCUAAAGAAAGAAGGACGAUUCAGCAUGCUGAACCACAUCUUCUCUUGCAAAAAGAAGAAAGAUGAUCAGAAAAACAGUCAGAAGGAGAGAAGCAGAGACCGAUAUCCUAGAGAAGAGACCUCAGAGGUAGAUGACAUCAUCACCACUUUUGAUUGCAUUAUGGACACAAACUGCAAAGACAUUCCAAAUGAGUGCGUGAACACCGCUGACUUUAAAAGAAGGAGCACAGACACAAAAUACCUCAUGCCAGAAAAGAAGCAACCAGAGUGUCAGGGACUUUUGCCUGUCAGAACCCAGAGCCUUCCCCCAAUCACUGUGGGCAAUUCCUUCCUAACUGCUUCCCAGAGCACAACAUCAAGCUUCUCCUCCAGCACCAGCACCCACCAUUUUGCACACAAGUCUCAAAAAAGUAGGAGUGAACACAACUUGCUGGACCACAGAAGCCCCUGCCAGGCUUUGUUGGAUGGUCCCUGGAGCACAGACUCUAACCAGCUAGUUUCCUACAAAAUCUGUACUAGGACUCCUUCAGACAAACUGAUAAAUGGCUUAAACUCUGAUAGAUCUCACCAUGUACUUUUGUGCCCUCCCCGCCUUCCCUCACUUCCCAGUUCUCCAUCAGGUAAAAGUUUUCAACAGAUGUCCAUAGACCAACCCAAAAUAAAAGAUCUUACUCCAGUACGGAACAGCCUAGCUCCAAUACCCAACCACUGUGCUCACAAAAUUCAGCUACCAUCUCAGGGUGCUAAGAAGUUUAAGUCCCUGCCUUUAAAUUCCCUAAGGACUGGUGCAGUUAUUCUCCCACCAGCCCCAACCUCCAGAUCCCAGAAAAGGGGGCAUUCCCAGAGUCAUUUGCUCAAUUCUGUCUUGCCUGGUCUAUCAGGAGAGCCUCUGAAACCAAGCCGUGUCCUACCUGCUAUCCCAAGCCAGAAGAAAUCUAACCCUGCAGAAGAGCUUGACAAAUGUAUCACCAAACCAGGCGCUGAAAAUUAA